Solenopsis invicta (red fire ant) is the source of this 6253-nucleotide messenger RNA. RefSeq lists its product as uncharacterized. The transcript has 6 exons. Gene Ontology annotation, biological process: regulation of transcription by RNA polymerase II. NCBI's taxonomy places the organism in Eukaryota, Metazoa, Arthropoda, Insecta, Hymenoptera, Formicidae. Gene Ontology annotation, molecular function: RNA polymerase II cis-regulatory region sequence-specific DNA binding; DNA-binding transcription factor activity, RNA polymerase II-specific. The coding region runs from base 112 to 2853 and encodes 913 amino acids. The record is from RefSeq and is a predicted model, not a curated record. Gene Ontology annotation, cellular component: nucleus.
UUGACAGUAGUGAGUAGGGGAAGGAAUUGGCCAACAAACGGGGAACCUGUUGUUCGCAAACGAGGAAUCGGGUGCGGGGAAUGUAGACACACCGUGAACGUGAAUGCCAUCAUGAACACCAAAAGAAAUCCGCAGCAUGGGUCGAAUUCGUACAACGCAGGUAAUCCCGGUACUAUAGGAAGGGACAGUCCGUCGGCAUUGCUGGAAGUACUUGCAGAAGUUGCAUCUCAGACAUUGCACUCAGAAAAGAAACAUAUUAAUUCGAUGCUGACGUUGCAAUUUAAACCUAAAACAGCGAGUAUGAAACGAAAUACGAAAGAGUCAUGCUUUACUGUAUCUCAGCUCGCAUCCAUGCCUGUUUCGCACCUUGUUAAACAAUUUACUGUUUUUACAAGUGAUGAGCUCAAAAGACAAUAUUCUUAUGCUUGUGCAUUAAUACCUGGUUGUCACCAAAAAUAUACUAGUUUUGCUAGCGAGGAAAAGGCAAGAGCAUACAUUAAAAAUCACUUAGAGGAGCAUUUAGAACAACUAAAAGCAGAUAAAGAGACUUAUGAUACUUUUACAGCGAUAAGUGUGAAUCAUAAGAAUUUCAAGACUAAUCUACAAAAUAAGAAAAGUCGGAUGCAACAGAUAAAGAAACCUCAAGAAACGUUAAAUAAGGAAAACAAAGAUGUGAUACUGGAGAAGUCUACUAAUUAUUUGCGCAAAAUACUUUUAAACGAUAUUAAUAUUAAAGAGAACGAGAGACAGAAGUGUUUCCAAAAAUCAGAAAAUAAGGACGCGCACGAUUCUGAAUUAAAGAGUUCUGAGCAGGUAGAUAUUAAAGUUCUCGGCGAUCAUAGUUAUUCCGAACGAUUGGAUGACAAGAUGCCUAAUAGGAGAGAAACAUCUCUUAAUAGUGUCUCUAAUAAUCCAGUAGGAGAAGAAAAUAUUGUAUUGAUGGUUGUUGGUACUGAUAGUGUGCAUAUGAAAGAGUAUUCUCACGUUGACCAGAAAUUGGCUGAGAAUUGUCUAGAUCCUCAUAUCGGUUAUUCACCAGAUACAACUCAAAUCAGUAUGGACUCAAACUCAGAAGUAUCUACGACUACCAAGCCUAAAGGGAAAGCAAAGUUUAUUGGUACGAGCAAGGAGGAAAGGGAAAUGGCACUAGCAUAUAUAGAACGCAUUAAGAAGAAGGGUAAUCCUUCAGGCAAUAAUCUUCAGUGUCGCAUCUGUGACCCACCUCGCAGUUUUACAGCGCCUACAACUUUAGUGUCCCAUUAUCGGAGUCACGCUGGAAUAAAGCCUUACGAGUGUCGAAUAUGCAAAUCAGUUUUUACGAGAAGGCACAGUUUGAAAUAUCACAUGUUGAUUCAUCAAAAUCAAACGCGUUUUACAUGCACGGAUUGUGGAAAGAAGUUCAGGCACCCAUCUCACUUUAGAGAACAUCAACGUAGGCACACUGGAGAAGCACCGUUCGGAUGUGAUGAUUGUGGGCAACGGUUCAAAACCAGAAAUACUUAUAAACGUCAUUUAAAAACACGGCACAAUAAAAUCCUUACUACGUUCGGUGAAGUUUUGCAUCCUCCGGAAGAAAACUUUCAGAAGAUUCGAAUUAGUCGGAAAAGAAAGGAUUGUGCUCCGGAAGUUGUAAUAAGUGAUAGCAUCGCAUCCGAUGCAGUUGCAAAUUUUGAAAACCAUGACGAAACGCAAAUUAUUACUAGUACAAUAGAAGAGUAUGUUCUAAAAGAGGAUGAUGGUGACAGAAAUUGGGAAACAAACGAAAUAAUACAAAUUGAUAAAUUUGCGAGUUUUGAGAUUUGCUCGGAAUCUCAACUGAAUAAGACUGAUGGUAUAGAGACUGAAAUAGCUAUAGAUUGUAAAUACCCUGAUAGAGAGAAUGGCAAUGUCAAAGUGGAAUGUAUUAACGAUACAGAAGAUGGCCUGCUGCAAUUGAAAAGUCCUUUUUACAAUAAUUUAAGAGUAACUAAUAAUGAAGAUCAUAUUAUCUACCAGCAUGAUAUUGAAAAUAAAAUUUAUGAGUGUAGUAAUGAAGUAGAAAUAAAUAUUAAUAAUGAGAUAUUAAAAGAAGAAGAUGAAGCUAUAAUAAAGCAAGUAAAUACAGAUUUUUCAGAGGAGCAAGAUGAAAGCAAUUUGCAAGUGUUGCAAGAAUCUACGCACGAUUAUCAUAAGAAAAUAUGCGACAGUGACACGCAAGGAGGAAAUAGCUAUUUAGAAACAGAAGCAACAAGUUCUAAUGAAAAUUAUCAAAAACAUGAAAAAUAUAAUGUUACAGAACUGCAAAACGAUGUCACGAGUGAACAAUCUAUCAAGUGUGCUAAUGAUUUUGAUAUUGAAAAUAUAGAACAUCCGGGAAAUAACAUUUUCUGUGCGCAGAUUAUAUUCGCGAAUAUUAAUAUUUUGCAAACUUCCAGUGAAGUUAGCGAAGAAAUUAUUCCAAAAAAUCAAAAUAACAUAUUGGAAGAAGGCGAGUGUAUAAGUCAGUCUGUUGCGACUGAUGUGGUAGAAAUCUUAAAUGUUUCUUCGAAGGAUUCUGUUGAGGCAAAUCUGGAACCUGAUCAACGACAAAGUCACCAGUAUUUAUACGUCCGUUCCGAACAGUUAAGUAAAUUAAUCGCUCAGAAUAAAUACGUAACCAUACCGGUACAUCAGUUUAAGAUGUGUCGCGAUCACGGGUUGCAGGCAAAGGUGGACAACCACAAAUCGAUAUAUAUCAUAAAUGAGGAUAUACGAACAAUUCUAAAGCAAUCUGAAAAGCAAAAUACGAUUUUGGUUUUAUCUAGUGAUAGCUGCAAAAACAGCAUUUUUCAAAUUGAUAAAAAUAGUAUUAUUGUCAAAGCUCUAAAGAGAUAGAUGUGCAAAGUAAUAAUAUUUGUAUAAUAAGAUAUGUAAAGUUUAAUGUUGAUCACGUUCAAAAUAUAUUUUGUAACAUAGCAAUUGCGCUAAUGGACACAAUCGAUCGAUUGAAAUACAUAUGCAAUAAUCGUUGUAACAUAUAAUCGUGGAGGAGAGGAAUAACACAAUAUAACGCUACAUUUUCUUGAUUGUAUAAGUAUUUAGGAAACAAAACCGAAUAGAUGUAAUCGUGGUUUUUAUUUUUAUUACGAGAUAUAAUUAACUUAAGGAAAAAGAAGCAACGGAUUAAUGAAGAUAUCCUUGGCGAUUUGAUAGAUGAUAUAUCGUAUUAUUAUUGUGAGCAAAUUAAUAGCGCUGGCAUUUAUUUGUUUUACAAUGUAAGAAAUUAUUUUUAUAUGUUUAAAAACAUAUUAUUAUGAAAUAUGGUUAUCACAGUUUAUAUUGAUUGCAAUAUUUACCUGCAUUUAUUAAUUUUAACUCUAACACCAAACUGAUUCAGAAUUCAAAAUGUUAUUCUUGAUAUACACUGAGAAUAAAUUUAGACAGUUUAAUUAGUAUCACACCUAUUUUAUUAGAUGUGCUACUAAUUAACAAUCAUCAAAAAUAAUGAAAUUAUGAUAAAGUGCCAAAUAUAUAAGAACGUAUAUUACAUACUAUAACUAUAUAAUCAUAAAUAUAAUUUCAUAUAAAAUUUUUUUUUUCUAAGAUUGUAGAAAGCGUUAUAACGAUGCUAUAUGAUUUAUUUUUAUAACAAUUCUAUUGAAGUUUUUUAAUGUUCAUCUCUACGUUCAUCUAUCUUGGGUCAUUAUUUUAGAAGAUUACAUGAAAUAAUUAAUUUGUGAUUUAUAUGAUAUUUUAUAAUAUCUGAAUCAAAUUAUAAAUAAUAUAAAUCGUUGUACGAUGCGAUUUAAGAAUUAAGAGUUUAUUUGUUUAAAUAGAUUUCUGCACGAAUGUGUAAUGCGCACUGUAGCGCACAUUGAGUGUCAUGAAUUUCCACAUUUCUUAUUGACAAUGAUCUUUUUGGUCGAUGUAUUUUUUAAAAAAAGAAAUCAAGAAAUCCAUCGCAGUAAGUUAUUAAAUUACAAAUAAUAGAGAAGCUAUUCAUUAAGUAUCAAUAAUUGUUUAUCUACACAUUAAAUGCAAAAUAAUAAUUUUCCAUUUCAUUUCUAAAUUUUUAAUUUUUUUAUAUCAAGUAAUAUUUAUUGUAUUCAUCUAAAAAGUUAUAUAAAAAUAUACGUCUGGGAAGCAUCUUAUAUAAAAUUUAUGUCUGGGAAGUUCCGAGAUUUGAUUGCACAAUCCAAUUGGGAAUACAGAUAUUUCAUUUUUAUAAGAGUAAAAUACAGCUAAUUAGACACUGUGCAUCAUAUAGCUUAACUAAAAUAAUGUGAAUAAAAUAACAUUUAUAGGAUUGAUAAAGACCUCUUUGUAAUGGCAUUUUAUACAUAGUUUGCCAAUGAAGAAGCAGCUCUAAAAAUAUAAUAUUUGAAUUCAGAAGUUAAUAGGUUCACCAUCACUGCAGCGACUUAAAAGCAGUCUUUUGCAGUAUCAGUAGUCCCUUGUUUCGUACCUGCAGCUUUUAUAGUUUCAUCAGCAGCUUUAGAUAUUUUAGGAAAGGGCACUGCAUAAAGCUUAUAGUUAAACCCCUUCUCUUUUGAGAAUACUGAUUUCGGAUUACAGAACGGAAGAAAGUCGUUACUAGAAGACAAUUCUAGAAUCCAUUUUAAUUGCUCUGCAUUAGCCUCAGUAUUUGUUGAAACUCUAGCUUUCUCUCUUUUAUUCAAGAUUUUGACCAACCUGGGUCUGUAAGUCUGCCUAAAUGAUACAACAUAUUUUUGAAUCGUCAAAUUGAACUCUAGUUUAUCUUCGGUUUAUCUUGGGUUCUCUACCUUCUAAAGAAAUACUUUUGACUUUUUAGUGUGGAGAUGUUGUUCGAUGAUAUAAGAAGUUGUGUAUUGCUAAGUUGAAAUAAACCUGUAAGUACAAUAAGUUCGAGACUUUCUGACUCUUGCACUAAAGUUUGUUGAACAGUCUUGUAAGAAAUCUAAUGCUUCUAAAGAGUUUGUUUCUACAAUUUUAGAUAUAGGUAUUGCAUUUAAACUUCAAGUAAGUUGUUUAAAAAACUUUGACUUGAACUUUGACGGUUUCUCUUAUAAGCCUACUUUUCAGUUUUGUAACCACAAAAUAAUAUUUGGGAUUGUUAUACAGCAUACCACACAUAUUUAUGUGCAGAAACUAGUUUAUUAUCAUCUAUAAUAAAUCGUCAAAAUUCCCAAAAAUAAAAUUGUCCUGACUUUGUCUGAAAUAAAUUUAAACUCGGAACUUUCUCAAUAUUGAGAGAAGUUGAUUCACAUUUGUUACGCAUCACAUAAGGCAGCAAAGAUAUCACAGUUCAUCUCUUCUCUCUUUCUACGUUGCAUGGAAAAAGAGAAAAGAUAAACCACGAAUCACGUGAUAUCUUUACUAUCGUAGCGUACUGCGUAUCUUAAGAUAUAACGAAGAUCAUUAAUGUAUCAAGAUGAUUAAUGUUUUUGUAGAAUGCGGUAAUAACAUGGUAAUAUGAUCGAAGUAAUUUCUUAUAUAAAAAAAGGAAAUCGAAACUAUAAAACAGAUAUCUUUCAUUCAAAGCUACACUUUUGAAAAAAUUGACUUGUUAGUCUAUUGCAAUCUGUAUAAAUUGCAAAUCUCAUAUUAUAUCACGUGUCAUCCUACACUAGCACAUGUCAUUCUAUAUCGUCGUUUUCACAAUUUCUCACACUUUCAAUAAUUCGCAAAUUUAAUUCUUUGAUAAACAUAUCAAUAACGUUAACAAAUAAUGCAUUUAUAUUUAUAUAAUCAGAUAAUUUUUAAUAUAAAAUAAGAUGUAAGAAUUUGACGAAUGAAAUUACAAUUAUACGUUUAAGAUACUAAUUAACAAAAUAGUUAUCACAUCUAUUAUACAAGUUAUCUAAAAUAUUAUUAUAGUAUAAAGUGCCUUUCUGAAAUAGUAAUAAGUUGUCAGAUUAUAUAAAAUGUCGUAAUUAAUAACAUUAAAAAUAUUUAUGGAUUUAUAAAAUCAUAACAAUAGAGGAUAAAAAACAUAAUCUUUGUAUAAUCUUCUAUAAAAUUAUGCAUCAAUUAUAUAAUCAAUCUCGAUUAUAAGAAUACAAUGUAGAACUUUAGACAAAGGAAAGAGCACGUAAUAUGCAAAUUACACAAGAAUGUUCGUUCUCGCAGAAGUUCGUGUUGUACAGUUUCGUAUCUCGAUCACGAGUAAGUAUACAUGUAUAAUAACAGCGCUUCGAAGCCGUGAGCCUAAUUCGCGCCGCAAGUUAUCGAUUAUAUAAAGAACAAUAACUUUGCUUAUAUAAUGUAUUUUUCUACGUAUAUUUUGUACUUACAAAUAAAUUUCUGAAAAUAU